Diceros bicornis minor is the source of this 822-nucleotide messenger RNA. It is a transcript of the gene TMEM72, whose product is annotated as transmembrane protein 72. The coding region runs from base 1 to 822 and encodes 273 amino acids. The record is from RefSeq and is a predicted model, not a curated record. Lineage: Eukaryota; Metazoa; Chordata; Mammalia; Perissodactyla; Rhinocerotidae. The transcript has 5 exons.
AUGAAGCUGCAGGUGUUCUGGACCGGGCUGGAAUACGCCUGCCGGCUCCUGGGCAUCGCCACUGCUGCAGUGUUGAUCGGCGUGGGCGCUGAGACCUUCAUCCAGGGACAGUUCAAAAGCCUGGCUUUCUAUCUGCUGUUCAUAGGAGCUGCCGUCUCCGUGUGCGAAGGGGCCUACUUUGUGGCUCAGCUGCUGGCCAUCUGCUUCCAGUGUCAGCCGGGGUCCCCGGCCUACAGAGCAAGGGAGAAGGCCCACUGGCUGGGCUGCUUCCAGAAGUUCCUGGCCUACGUACUGCUGUCCGUGGCUUGCUUCCUCCACCCUGUCCUGGUCUGGCACGUGACCAUCCCAGGCUCCAUGCUCAUCAUCACUGGCCUGGCCUACUUCCUGCUGAGCAAGAGGAAGAAGAACAAAGCUGCCCCAGAGGUGCUGGCCCCCACGGAGCAGUACACGGACCCCUCCAGCAGCGCCGUGAGCACCACUGGCUCUGGGGACACCGAGCAAACCUAUACCUUCCACGGGGCCCUCAAGGAGGGGCCUGGCUCCCUCUUCAUCCACAUGAAGAGCAUCCUGAAGGGGACCAAGAAGCCCAAUGCCCUCCAGCACUCAAACGCCCUGACAGAGCUGACUCUGGAGCCAGCUGACUCGCUGGCCAAGAAGAAGCAGGUGCACUUUGAAGACAGCGUGGUCAGAAUCAUCUCCCCCGAGGGCCUGGACAACGGGGACAGCGAGCCAGAGGAGACCACCUCUGACACCACCCCCAUCAUCCCUCCCCCCCAGGCCCCGCUCUUCCUCUCUUCUCUCACGGGCACCGGCCUGUUCUGA